This is a messenger RNA of Parathielavia appendiculata, 1223 nucleotides long. Its product is annotated as MBF1-domain-containing protein. Lineage: Eukaryota; Fungi; Ascomycota; Sordariomycetes; Sordariales; Chaetomiaceae. The coding region runs from base 362 to 847 and encodes 161 amino acids. The transcript is spliced from 2 exons. The record is from RefSeq and is a predicted model, not a curated record. Gene Ontology annotation, cellular component: nucleus. Gene Ontology annotation, molecular function: DNA binding.
GAGUCACCGCCCAGUUCGACGGCCGCCCAUGGGCUUCUGCGAACCGGGGCAGCCAUACUGCUAAAAACCCCCCGCCUUGACCAAAAGCGUGGGAACACUGACUAAACCAAGCCCAACAUCAACGCCUUUUCAAGUCUAGCCAUCGGCCUCGCUGUUUCAUGAUUUCGCCGCACCGCCCGCAGCGUAUAUAGAGCGAACGCAAACGACGACUUUACCCAUUUCCUUCGUCAUUACUCCUUCACCUCACCCCUACCAACGACAAACUCGAGUCACCGACCGCUCAGCCCGGCCUUAUUGAUCUGUCCUCUUCCCAUCAUAUCACCUUCAUAACCCCACCGUCAACACACUCCAAACCGUCAAGAUGUCUGCCUGGGAUACCGCCGAGGUCAAAAUCGGCAAGAACGUCCGCAGCGGAGGCGUUGCGCGCGAAACCGUUGUUCGCAGCCAGUCGGCGCUCAACGCAGCCAAGCGGGCCGGCGCCGCCAUCACAACCGAGAAGAAGUUCGCCGUAGGCAAUGCCGCCUCCAAACCCGGCGUAGAAGGCCAGCGGCUGACAAUGGUCGACCGGGCCGAUGACAUCGUCAAGCCCAAGACGGUCGGCAUUGAGGUCGGGAAAGCGAUCCAAAAGGCGCGCAACGAGUACGCGAAUCCCAACGGCUCCAAGGGCCUCACCCAAAAGGAGCUAGCCACAAAGUGUAACACGACGCCGACCGUCGUGGCCGGUUUCGAGCGCGGCGACGCGGCGCCCGACCAGAAGGUGCUGGCGGCCAUGGAGCGCGUGCUCAACGUCAAGCUGCGCGGGAGCGAUAUCGGCAAGCCCAAGUUUGAGAAGAAGGAGAAGAAGUGAAGUGGGAAUGGCCUACUUCUCUGCUUGUGGGGUGGUUGGAUGGCUCCUCGCUUGAGAGGGAGGGACCGGGUUUGUCCGUAUGGGUCGGACGACAUCGGGUACGCGUCGAGUCGCGAGAUGGAGUUCAGCUUGGCAAAGGGACGGACUGGUAACAGCGGCGUUGCUGCUGGGGUAUGAUGAUGUAUGAUGGUCGGGCAGCGCGCAGAUGCGCUUUCAUGACCGGUUUGAAUGGAUAUUUAGCGAGGACUGGGCCGGUUGCGUUUGCCCCUUGGUGGCGGCGUUUCACCGCAUGGGGCGAGGACACAUUGCGGAUAGACACGCCUUGCGAGGCAAGAUAGACCUUUCGUCUUGGCAAAUAACACAUUCCAUUUCAGAG